Colletotrichum phormii is the source of this 1446-nucleotide messenger RNA. RefSeq names its product phosphatidylinositol transfer protein CSR1. The record is from RefSeq and is a predicted model, not a curated record. The transcript has 4 exons. Bases 1 to 1446 code for a protein of 481 amino acids. Lineage: Eukaryota; Fungi; Ascomycota; Sordariomycetes; Glomerellales; Glomerellaceae.
AUGGCGACGGAUAUUCCCCCUGGGAGACCGGGCAACCUCACGCCGGAGCAGGAGGACAAGUUGCGCCAACUGUGGAACCUGAUUUUGUCCCUGGGAGAGGAAACCAGCACCGCCGCUGCAGACAGCGCGUCUGCGAGCAUAGCCCCGAGCGAGACGUCGGCCGCCGAAAAAGGUGACAAGCCCAAGAAGAAGCGCACUUCGCUAUUCAGCCGCAAGGACAAGAAAGAGGGCGCCGCGACAUCGACCGCUAUUCCAGCUGGCAUCAAAGAGGAUGGUGGUGACAAGUACGGUCAAACGGCCCAGUUCAAAGAGGCUUUGGCCAACCAGAGUCCCGAAGCUUUGCGCGCCACGAUAUGGUCCAUGGUCAAGCAUGACCAUCCCGAUGCUCUUGCCCUGCGAUUCCUGAGAGCACGCAAGUGGGACGUUGAGAAAGCUUUCGUCAUGAUGAUCUCCACCAUGCACUGGAGAUUAACGGAGAUGAAGGUUGACGACGAAAUCAUGAAGAAUGGUGAGGCUGGUGCGCUGGAAGCCGCGCAAAAUUCCGACCCCAAGAUCAAGCAGCUGGGCGAGGACUUCAUGACCCAGGCUCGGUCAGGCAAGACCUUCAUCCAUGGCCUCGAUAAGGGAGGACGCCCGAUCUGCCAGGUCAGGGUGCGCAUGCACAGGCAGGGGGAGCAAUGCGAGGAGAGUCUCGAGAAGUAUACUGUCUUCUUGAUUGAGACAGCUCGUAUGGUCCUGGCUCCUCCCGUCGAUACUGCGACAAUCGUAUUCGAUAUGACCGGCUUUUCACUGGCAAACAUGGACUACGCCCCUGUGAAAUUCAUGAUCAAGUGCUUCGAGGCAAACUACCCCGAAUCUCUCGGUGCCGUUUUGGUGCACAAGGCCCCUUGGGUCUUCCAAGGUAUCUGGAAGAUUAUCAAGGGCUGGCUGGAUCCGGUCGUGGCUGCCAAAGUUCACUUCACCAACAACGUCAAGGAAAUGUCAGAGUUCAUCGAGCCAAGCCACAUCCUCAAGGAGCUCGACGGCCAGGAGAACUGGGACUACAAGUACCUGGAGCCAGUCGCUGGAGAGAAUGACAAGAUGAAGGAUACGACAACAAGAGACGCGCUGCUUUCUGGCAGAGAAGAACUCAUCCACGAGUAUGAGGAGACAACCAUUCAGUGGAUCAAAGAGGCCGGAACAGACAAGGAGGCAGCCAUCAAGGCACAGCGCGAGGACCUUGCUCGCAAACUCAGGGAUGACUACUGGAAGCUCGACCCUUACCUCCGAGCAAAGUGUGUCCUGGAUCGGACUGGCGUUAUCCAGGACGGUGGCAAGAUCGACAUGUACUCGAAGGGGGCACCUGCUCCCGUCGCUGCCGCUGCUCCUACGCCGGCUGCCGCCCCCGCCCCUGCGCCAACCAACGGAGCACCCGCGGUCGAGACAUCGGCCGAUGAUGUAGACUAG